Messenger RNA from Grosmannia clavigera kw1407, 1104 nucleotides. Its product is annotated as plasma membrane iron permease. Gene Ontology annotation, cellular component: plasma membrane; high-affinity iron permease complex. Gene Ontology annotation, molecular function: ferrous iron transmembrane transporter activity. The transcript has a single exon. Gene Ontology annotation, biological process: iron ion transmembrane transport. The coding region runs from base 1 to 1104 and encodes 367 amino acids. The record is from RefSeq and is a predicted model, not a curated record. Lineage: Eukaryota; Fungi; Ascomycota; Sordariomycetes; Ophiostomatales; Ophiostomataceae.
AUGGGCAAGAACGUGUUCGCCGUCCAGGUGUUCUUCAUCGUCUUCCGAGAAGUUCUGGAAGCCGGCAUCAUUCUCUCUGUCCUCCUCUCUUUCUUGAAGCAGGUCAUCCGACCGACGCAAGAUGAAGCGUUAUAUAAACGAUUAGUACGGCAUGUCUGGUUGGGGGCAGGCGCCGGUAUAUUCUGUUGUCUCUGCAUUGGUGGCGCCUUUAUCGGCGUGUUUUACGGCCUCGGCCACGACAUCUGGUCCAAGUCCGAGGACCUCUGGGAGGGCAUCUUCUACAUUAUCGCCACCGUCAUCGUCACGGCCAUGGGUCUGGCCCUGCUGCGCGUCAACAAGAUGCGCGCCAAGUGGCAGGUCAAGAUCGCCCAGUCGCUGAUCAACAAGAAGUCCAUCCGCGAGGGUGGUCUGCGUGCCUACUUCCACCAUUUUGGCCGUCGCAACGUCAUGUUCAUCCUGCCCUUCAUCACGACUCUGCGUGAGGGUGUCGAGGCGGUCGUGUUCGUCGGUGGCGUCUCGCUCAACUACCCGGCCACGUCCUUCCCUUUGCCUGUCGUGACCGGUUUCAUCGCUGCCUCGCUGAUCGGCUACCUGUUCUACCGCGGCGGAAACGUCAUGUCCAUCCAGAUCUUCCUCAUCUUCUGCACCAGCGUGCUCUACCUGAUCGCCGCCGGCAUGUUCAGCCGCGCCAUCUGGAGCUUCGAGAACUACAAGUACGUCAAGGGUGUCGGCUCCGACGUGUCUGAGCAGGGUUCCGGCGACGGCUCCUACAACAUCCGCCAGGCCGUCUGGCACGUCAACUGCUGCAACGCCGAGACCGACAACGGCUGGGACGUCUUCAACGCCAUUCUCGGCUGGGAGAACACCGGCACGUACGGCUCCGUCAUCGGCUACUGCUGCUACUGGCUGCUCAUCAUCGUCUCCGUCAUUUUCCUCAUGUACGAGGAGCGCACCGGCUACCUGCCGGGUGCUAAAUUCGGCCUCAACGUUGCUGCCAAGAUCCCUGGCCUUCGCGGCUGGGCCAAGAAGCGCAUCUUCGCCCAUGAGCACGGCAUCGAUGUUGACGAAAUCGUUCAACAGGUCAACGCCGAGCAUUUGGCGUAG